AUGAGCAGAGUCAGUGUUCCAGAGCUGAGCCGGGCCCACCCCAGGGCCUGUCCAGCCUCCCGCAAGCAGCGUCAGGGCAGCACCUAUUUCUCAAGCGCCAGCCCCCACUCCAGGCCUGGUGCCAAGCGCUUCGCGUCCGUGAUCUUGGCCAGCCCCACACCUGGUGAAUUCUUCCAGGGAAGACACUCACAGUGGCCCCUCUGCUGUCUCCCCACGGCCCACCCCAGGCUGCUGAAUGAGAGUGACAAGCGCCCCUUCAUCGAGGAGGCCGAGCGGCUCCGGAUGCAGCACAAGAAGGACCACCCGGACUACAAGUACCAGCCGAGGAGACGGAAGAACGGGAAGGCGGCCCAGGGGGAGUCAGAGUGCCCUGGCGGGGAGGCCGAGCAGGGCGGGGCCGCGGCCAUCCAGGCCCACUACAAGAGCGCCCACCUGGACCACCGGCACCCGGGAGAGGGCUCUCCGAUGUCGGACGGGAACCCUGAGCACCCCUCAGGCCAGAGCCAUGGCCCUCCCACCCCUCCGACCACCCCAAAGACAGAGCUGCAGUCGGGGAAGGCAGACCCCAAGCGGGACGGGCGCUCCAUGGGGGAGGGCGGAAAGCCUCACAUCGACUUCGGCAACGUAGACAUCGGGGAGAUCAGCCACGAGGUAAUGUCCAACAUGGAAACCUUCGAUGUGGCUGAGUUGGACCAGUAUCUGCCACCCAACGGGCACCCGGGCCACGUGGGCAGCUACUCAGCAGCUGGCUAUGGGCUGGGCAGCGCCCUGGCUGUGGCCAGUGGACACUCCGCCUGGAUCUCCAAGCCGCCAGGCGUGGCUCUGCCCACGGUCUCGCCACCUGGUGUGGAUACCAAAGCCCAGGUGAAGACGGAGACCGCAGGGCCCCAGGGGCCCCCUCACUACAGCGACCAGCCGUCCACCUCGCAGAUCGCCUACACCUCCCUCAGCCUGCCCCACUACGGCUCCGCCUUCCCCUCCAUCUCCCGCCCCCAGUUUGACUACUCUGACCAUCAGCCCUCAGGACCCUACUACGGCCAUUCAGGCCAGGCCUCCGGCCUCUACUCGGCCUUCUCCUACAUGGGGCCCUCACAGCGGCCCCUCUACACGGCCAUCUCUGAUCCCAGCCCCUCAGGGCCCCAAUCCCACAGCCCCACACACUGGGAGCAGCCAGUAUAUACGACGCUGUCCCGACCUUAAAGGGGCCCUGUCACAUCCCCCCAGCCCCUGGCUAGUAUGCCCUUCCCAAGCCCUCGCACCCAGUUCCUGGCCCAUCUUUGUCCUGGUGGUGGCUGGGGAGGAGGCGGCAGAGGCUGACAGCUGAGGGGAGGCUUUCUGUCGAGCUCACUGCCUUUGAUGACCCCACCCCAUCCUGUCCAGGCUCAGCCCAGGCAAAGCCCUAGACUUCUAGGCUGGGCAGAGGAGGAGGAGGUUGGUUUUUGCCCCUAGACUGGACCAUGAGGGGCUGCACCUUCCCCCCAGGAUGACCCUCCAUCCCAGGACCUGAGAAGGACCGGUUCACCCUCUGGGAGGGGGAAGCACCCAGGGUCGGAUGGGAAUCAGAGGCCUUGCCAUUCCUGUGACUGUUUCCUCUUGCGUGGAGAACGAGGGGCCUGACAUAACCCAUGCCACCUGUGCCAUGUGCCUAAGGUCAAGGCCACCCCUGCAUCCGUGCCUGGAGUGGGCUAUGUCUGCCCCUUGGGGGCUGGGGACAGCUCUGAAUAGCCUCUGAGAGUGUGGAGGUGGGUGGGGGCUCAGUGGGAGGUAUCCCCCCAGUGCCCCCUUCCCUCCUGAACACAGAAAGGAAUCAACUUAGAGACCCCAGAUCCAGUUCUAUGCCAACAGCCUGAUUUUUCAUCUAAUCGGAAAGAGGGCCCCAGGGCCUCCUCCACUACAGCCUCCCAGACCUUGAGGCACAUCCCGGAAGUGAGGAAAGGAUUGGAGACAAUUCACAGAGCCUUCCUCCUGGCUCUCCGCCAGCUCCCUCUCCCCUCACUAGGCUCUGUGGCCCCUGCUCUCGGCCCCACUCCUGGGCUCCCUGAGAGCUAUGCUGCUCGUGCCCAAACCCUUGGCUCCAGGAGGACAAGGGGCCCAGCACCAGGUUGCUAGCAGCAGCUGAAGACACUAAACUCCUGCCAUGUACAUUCUGCCCUGGCCUUUUGCCCUUGCUUCCCAGUGGUAUCUGAAUAAAGUAUGUAGCUCUGUCUGCCCCUAUGUUCCUGUUCUGCAGCCCCCACAAUCCACAUGUAACUCAUUACUACCCCCUCUUAUUUAUCUCAGUAGCUCCCUCUCCCCUCCCCCCGCUCCUAGGUUCUCCAGCUCCUAUUAACUCUGCAUUAAGUAUUCCCCGUAAUAAAAUUAAAGGUUCCAGCUACCUGCUUGGUGGGCCUGACCUGGCCUGUCUCUUGGUCUCUUCUCCCUGCACCUCUAACCCAAAGGUCUCCUCUCUACCUAGGAAGAGGGGGCCUCGCAGUGGGUCAGUGUGCUCAGGGGCUGGGGCCUCAGAUGGGAGCUCUUCCCCCAGGCCAGCUGUGCCCACCCUACAGAUGGGCCCCUCCCUGGCUCAAGCUGGAACUCAGCCCAAGCGCCCUCCCAGCAGCCCCUCUGCUUGCCCAGCAGAGGAGAGGGAGCUUGCAUAGAAUUCAAGAGACAGGUACUUGAGAGGUGGGUCAGGCCUGACUUCCUGGUGUCUGGCUGCCCAGUCCUUUAGGAUGUGAUGCUGGGCCUUCUCUCUCUGCACACACACACACACACACCCGCAUACACACACACACACCCGCAUACACACACACACACACAACCACAUACACACACACAUAAACACACACUGGCCCAAUCCAGGAUCUAGCCAAUCUUCACGGCAGCUGCCUGUGUCUGAGUGUAAACCCAGGAUGGCAGAUGUACAAUCUAACCCUUCAGUGCUUCUUCCCUCGGAGCUCUUUCCUCAGCUGAAUUCCAAGCUGUGCUGGGGACAGGAGCCACUCCACCUCAGGAGCAGGGGAAAUCUUUUCACCACAUGCUCCACUGAUGGCUGGCUCCAAUGGCUGGAAGUCUUCCUUAUACCCAGCUAAUAACGGUAAUAGCUACCACUAUCGGAGUGCUCCCUGGCCAAGUGCUUUAUGUCAUUCAAGCCUAUGAGGGAGGAGAUCCAGUCUUUGUCCCCAUUUUCCAGAUGGGCAAACUGAAGCUUUGAGGUUCAUGCUAAGUAGUGCUGAUGCUCUGACUCCCUCAUUGAGCUCUUAACCGUCAUCUCUUCCAUCUGCCCAGCAUCUACAGGCCCUACUUCCACUUUUAAUCUGAAGUGAUGCUUUUUCCACUGCUCCAGACCGGCCACCUCAGCUCCCUUAUCCACCUCUCACCUCCUAGUCAGGACCUGGGGUGGGGAGGGUUGGGGAGGGGUGGGGUAGAGCGUGCCAAGACCUAGCCCAGUCCUCCAGGGUGGCCAGACUCCCAUCGGGAAACUGCAUCAUGUGAGCUCUUAGGCAACCUCACCAAAACUGCUGGCUCCGUGAAGCUUAGUGGUAGCUGCGAACCCCUGUUCUCAUGAACAGGAUCUGCUGCCAAGUCAGACCGCCCCAAACUGUAUGUAAGAUGUCUCCCGGUGUUUUGUUGUUGUAGAUAAAAGCAGGAUUUUAUACUGAUCUUUAACAGAUUUCAUCUUGUUGGAAUUGACCAUUUCCCACCUACAUUAAACCUUUUGGAAUCCUGAAUACAACUUACUAGCUCUCCUUCUGUAUCUGCAAACCUGAAUAUCCUAUUCAAGUCACUAAUAAAAAAGGUUGAAAUGAA
Messenger RNA from Myotis brandtii (Brandt's bat), 3789 nucleotides. It is a transcript of the gene SOX10, whose product is annotated as SRY (sex determining region Y)-box 10. Gene Ontology annotation, cellular component: nucleus. Gene Ontology annotation, molecular function: RNA polymerase II cis-regulatory region sequence-specific DNA binding; DNA-binding transcription factor activity, RNA polymerase II-specific. Gene Ontology annotation, biological process: neural crest cell migration; morphogenesis of an epithelium; peripheral nervous system development. Bases 1 to 1200 code for a protein of 399 amino acids. Lineage: Eukaryota; Metazoa; Chordata; Mammalia; Chiroptera; Vespertilionidae. The transcript is spliced from 4 exons. The record is from RefSeq and is a predicted model, not a curated record.